AUGUCUGCUUCCUCCAAGAAGACAAAGGAAGCUCAUCGUGUUGUAUGUCGAUGCAAGGCGCGAGAAUGCUACCUCGGGAAUUAUAUCGAUGCUUACGGACAACCUCAAUCCGGAGUUGAAGUGUUACCCUCAACUCGCGAUGCUCACACACGCGCAGAUAUGCGCAAACAAGCUCUUGAAGCAAGCUCGGAGCUUGCCUCAUCUCCGAACACUCAUAUACCAACUCCUGGGGAUCUGGUGACAUCAUUGGAAGAACUCCACCUCCCUUCCGUCAAUAUGCCCUCUCAAAGUCGAAAAUCUGCUAGAGAGCAACCUCUGCCGACUAGUACAACAGAACUACGUACAAGUAUCAGAGGACCCCUCAAGGUUCUUCACAUCUUGCUUCUAGUAGCUCUGAGCGCCACGCUCCACCCAGAAGAGACUCGACAGAAUGUUCUGCCGAAGACGAAACAUUACCUAGACACGAAUCUGACAAUAACACAACAGAUUUUUUAUACCUUCCUAUGA
Melampsora larici-populina 98AG31 is the source of this 507-nucleotide messenger RNA. RefSeq lists its product as uncharacterized. The record is from RefSeq and is a predicted model, not a curated record. NCBI's taxonomy places the organism in Eukaryota, Fungi, Basidiomycota, Pucciniomycetes, Pucciniales, Melampsoraceae. Bases 1 to 507 code for a protein of 168 amino acids. The transcript has a single exon.